This is a messenger RNA of Syngnathus typhle (broad-nosed pipefish), 3537 nucleotides long. RefSeq names its product G protein-coupled receptor 37 like 1a (gene gpr37l1a). Gene Ontology annotation, cellular component: plasma membrane; signaling receptor complex. The transcript has 3 exons. NCBI's taxonomy places the organism in Eukaryota, Metazoa, Chordata, Actinopteri, Syngnathiformes, Syngnathidae. Gene Ontology annotation, molecular function: G protein-coupled peptide receptor activity. Bases 258 to 1715 code for a protein of 485 amino acids. The record is from RefSeq and is a predicted model, not a curated record. Gene Ontology annotation, biological process: adenylate cyclase-inhibiting G protein-coupled receptor signaling pathway; positive regulation of MAPK cascade.
UGUGUAGACAUGACUAAAAUGACCCGAAAUGGACAGAUUUCCAACGUGAUGGUUCAUGACAGUAAAGCACAAUUUUUCAUCCUUUGCCAUACUUCCGGUUUCUUAUUUGGCCUUUAUUUUGAGAGAGUUCACCGGAAGUCUGCUGCCUUCCUUGGUGGUUUAAAAUUGCUCAAUUAUUGGCGCAUAACUUCGUAUUGACUUCGAACGGGUGGUCACACUCAUGGACGUUUUAUAACUUCAAAAAGAGCCGUAUUUUUAUGAGUGCUUAUGUCCUAAUUGCGCAGUCAUCAUCCAACAUGAGCGCGCUUGUCUUUCUUUUGCUUCUCUUUGUCGGGUCGGCGGAGUUCCGAAGCCAAGUCCGACUCCCUCCCCCGCCUUCGCCCGGUAAGGCGCACCUCGGCCGGGGCGAGGAUGCCGCGGCAGUCGAGAGCUCAGAGGUUACCGGAGCGAGUCAAGACGAGACUCCCCGGAGACGAGAAGACCCGAGCGGGUACUUCACGACCCCGCGGGUCAUCGCCAGCACCCGCGGGCUCUGGUCGAACUCGUCGUCCUCCGGACCGUCGAAGCCGCAGCCCUAUCCGACUUUCCCCGUGGCUGACGCCUCGUACUGGGCGUACGCGCUGAUGCUGCUGGCCCUGGUUCUCUUCUCGGUGGGCAUGGUGGGCAACCUGGCACUCAUGUGCACUGUGUGGCACAACGCGUACCUGCAAAGCGCUUGGAACUGUAUCCUGGCUGGCUUGGCCCUGCUGGACUUCUUGGUGCUCUUUUUCUGCCUGCCGGUGGUCGUCUUCCACGAGCUGACCUUCAGGCGUCUGCUCGGAGGAGCGUCCUGCUACCUGGUGCCUUUUCUGGAGGUGACAUCCCUGGGCGUGGCCACGUUCAGCCUGUGCGCCCUGAGCAUGGACCGCUUCCACCGUGCUACAUGCCCCGGGCCCGAACCCAGGUUGGAAUCCUGCCGCUCCAUCCUGUCCAAGAUGGCUGUCGUCUGGCUGGGCUCGCUGGCGCUGGCCGUUCCCGAGCUGCUGCUGUGGCAGCUGCGCCAGGAACCCGUCAGGCUGUGGGAACCCUUCGGCUACGGGGGCUCGUCCCCGGUGGCGGACGUUUGCGUGCGCGAGCCCUCGGCGGAACUGCCCGACGGUGUCUACUCGCUGGCGCUGACCUAUCAGGAGGCCCGGACCUGGUGGAUGUUUGGAUGCUACAGCUGCCUGCCGCUGCUCUUCACGCUGGCCUGUGACCUAGCGACUCAACGGGUGUCAGCGCAGCAACCUGUCAAAGCACCGAGCAGGCGCUCCUCCUCCUCCACCUGUGGGUCGCCGACAAAGAAGAAGCAUCAUCAUCAUCAUGGUCACCUCCACCGAAGCCGUGAGCCCAGGCUUCGCGCCACAGUGCUGUGGCUGAGCACCUUGCACGUGGCCUGCAACAUACCCGAUAGUGUGUGUAGCAUGGCACUGGCCUACGUGGAGGCACCGGAGGGUCUGGCGAAAGCCGUGGGUCUGGCCGGACACUUUUUCCUGUUCUCUCGUUGCGCCGCCACGCCCGUGCUGCUGCUGUGCCUGUGUCGCUCGCUGGGUCAGGCCUUCCUGGACUGCUGCUGUUGUUGCUGCGACGAGUGCCUGCCCGAGGCGUCCGCCGCCGCCUCCACACUCUCCUCGUCCUCCCCGACGUCCUCCCCGACAUCCUUGACGCCCGAUGAUGUCAUCGGGACGCCCUGCUGAACGGAGCCUUCUCACUCAGGUGACACGGAACUCGCCAUGUAGGCUUUGGACAUUAGACCGGCAAGGGUUGCAGGUUUCGAGUAGGGCUCAAAACCUUUAAACCAGGGUUAGAUUUUCAAAUGAGGGCUUCGACACUAGGCUAGGGUUCCAAGUCUGGCUUACGAUUUGCUCUUCAAGUCAGGGUUGGGGUUUCUAGAUGUUCCAGGGCUUUCUAAUGUGAUGACCAGGCUUCAAAAGCUAAAGUAGAAUUUGGAAUAGGCUUUUAAACUAGGAAUAGGUCGAAGUAGCUAAGGUUUCAAGGCAGCCUUAGCUUUGUUAGUGUAGUCGUGUACAUGGAGGCUUCAAGACAAGAUUUAGGAUUUAAAAUGAGGGGUCCAAGCAAAGGUUGGGGCCUUAAAUUUGGUUUUUCAUGUCGGAUUAGGCUUUCAAACUAGGAUUUAGGGGGGGUUCCCAAAUCAGAGUUGGCAGUUAGUUGUGAGCCAAAAUGAGUUUUGUUCUUCCACUCAUUUUGUUACUUGGAGUCAACUUUGGAUUGGACCUUUUUGGGCUUGUCUAUCCUUUCUUUCUUUCUGAUCUUCAAGUCUCUCAGCUUCCCGUUUUGUUUUUGUUCAACGAUGGAAGCGUCACCUCCAAAAACGAAGGAAGAAACAAACAAGUGCGAGUCUUUUGCUUUGUGUAACGUUGCCACGGCGAGCAGACAGGAAUUUGCCACACUGCAGACAGACAGAACAUCGUUUUAUGAAGAAAUACGCUAUUUUGGAGCGACAUGCCUUUCCUUGGUUAAUAAAUAAAUCCAAAUCAUAUCUAGCAUAAAAUUCCUUUUUAGUGAGAAACCCAAAUUGGCGGACUUUCUGUGCUUCUUCAGAUUUUUUGUGGGUCCGGAGUUGCUCUUUUGUGGCUCGACCCCUUUUUUAGACAUUUCUACCAAAUUUCACUUUGCGACAAUCUAGAAACCAAUUCAUUUCAAGAACCUUGCUGCUCAAAUGACCUCUCCAAACACGUCCGCCAAAUUCCAGGUUGUAAAGUCCAGCAGGCUUCCGGGGCUUGAUUUCGAAAAAGUUCCUUGGCCCUGUUGAGCCAAUUUUUGCCUGAGUAUAGUAACAACUAAACCAACGUGAAGUUGAUAAUAGAAUGUUUUCAUUUAAUGGGACCAACUGGUACCCUCCCCCAAGUACCACCACACUGAACUCUUUCCGCUCACUUGGAAAAAGAUGAAGAAGAAAAGAAAAAGCGGAGGCCUCCAUAAGAAGAGCGCUUUUGUUCAGGCCUUCUCUUUGGCCGCCCGACAGCGAGGCUGGAACAAAGCCUCAUAUCAGUCCGAGGGGGCCGUUGGGGUUGCUAAGCUACGAGACGCCCACCGCCACCCAUCGCCUUCGUCUCGCUCGCCACACACAAGAGAGAAUGAUAAGCCCAAAGCCAAACUGCUGUGGAGGUCGCCAAGGAAACCACCAGGACAAAGUUUGCAAUGUAUACAAUCCGAAUCACCGCCACAGACCCCAGGUUCUUGCGUAUUUUGUUGUGGUCCAACAAAUUCAUGCGAAGCUCGCACGUCAGCCUCACAACGGCGUUCGCAACGAGAAACAGUUUGGAGCGAGACCUUCCGGAUGGUUCCAUCCGAGGCGGAAUGAUCACACGCUGUUCUUGUGCAAGUUGCGCUUCCUGGCUGAGCUGUUCAAGAGGAGCAAAAGUCGAUCUCUCCGCCUCGGCCGGAAAGACGGCAAGGAUGUUCUUUUCCAGUAUAAAGACGUCUGGCCGAGCGAGGGUUAGGGAGCCAGCCAGCGACCUUACUGUGCUGUCCACCUCCGACGGCGACGACGAGGAA